Messenger RNA from Vigna unguiculata (cowpea), 1186 nucleotides. RefSeq lists its product as uncharacterized. Gene Ontology annotation, cellular component: chloroplast. The record is from RefSeq and is a predicted model, not a curated record. NCBI's taxonomy places the organism in Eukaryota, Viridiplantae, Streptophyta, Magnoliopsida, Fabales, Fabaceae.
CCUUAUCCAAACCUUCACCGAACAACGAAAAACAAAACCGAAAAAAAAGUACACACAAGAAGCAUACGCCUAUUCCCAGCUACUAACACAAUCCUUAUCUGUUUAGUAUUCCCUCAAAAGAUAACGCAAACAUCUCCAUUUGAAAACAAAUAAACUCACUCAAAUAGGCAUGAGAAAAUGAUUGCCCUCAAGCCCAUUGUUCACGCUUCCUUGCACGCGUUCCACAACGCGCCGCCCCACACCGUGAGAGGUUCCGUUUGGUGCGUUUGCAAGUCGCAGGAGUCCGAUUCCGAGGGUUCCUCGGCGGAAGGAGAUGCUAAGAGCCAAGAGCUUCUGGCACGAAUCGCCAUGCUUCAGACGGAGAAGGUUCGCCUCACCGAUUUUCUGGAGGAGAGGUCUGCGUAUUUGUCGCAGUUUGGGGAAGAGGCCAAAGCUGAGUUUGACAAGAUCGGAGAAGAUGCUCUCAAAGAGUUGGAUGAAGCUGGUGCCAGAAUAACAGCAAACAUAGAGAGCGAAAUGCUAGCAUUCGAGGAAUCUACUGAACUUAACAAACUAGAGAUUGAGGAGAGUGAAAAGAAAAUAGAGGAGUUCGAGGACCAAAUGCAGAAGGACCGAAACGAAGGACUAUUCUUUAAGAACCUUGGACAGAAGGAACUUGCUGAUAAAGAAAAACCCAAGGAAGAGGUGGAAAAGAUCAAAGAUGUGAAAAUAGAAAACAGUGAAAACCAAACCUUGAAAAAUGUUUAUCUCUUCUUUAUUGGCCUGCUGACUUUUGGAAUAGUUGAUUCUGUUGCCUCAUCUUCAGGUGCUGAUUGGAAAAGAGUUUCAGUUCUUGGAGGUAUUCUUGUGCUAUUGUUUUCUUUAUUCAUCAAUGAACAAAACAAGGACCAAAAGAAAGACUGAGAAGAAAACUCAAAGUUCAUUUUCAUUUUGAGAAAAAUAAGUUUCUGGGGGAUGACAUUGUGAAUUGGUAAUGCAUGUUUGAACUUGGACUGAUGCAUCAACCAGCUUUUUGGCUUAAAAUUCUGCUGAGAUAUUGCUGAUGUCAAAACAGUAAUGUAGAAUUACUUUAAAAAUCUUGUGUUGAUGCUGAAAAUAUAUGUACAUAGCUUUUAGGAGCAUCUUCAUCUGUGGCUGUUACAAAUUUAUAUUUAGAAGCAAACUGUGUUUCUAAGUCUUUCUCUCA